AUGUUCGGGGUUGUAAAUACAUUGAAAAAUCAAUUUUUCAAUUCCAAUUUAAAAAUAAUAAGUAACGUUAUUCAGCACAAUGGCAUGUCCCAAUACCCCACUUACUUCAUCCAACCUGUGUACAAGAAAGAGAGCCAGGAAGAGCUGAUUAAAAGCGGCGAACUACAAAAAUUGACCCAUUUGCCAACGCGAGCGGCUCUAGUAGAUCAGACAUGUUCUGCAUCCCACGAUCCUUUAGUUAGCUUAUUCAUCAACUACUGUAUGAGAAAAGGCGACAAAAUCCUAGCCCGUGAACUGGUAGAAACGUGUUUCGAGAACAUAAAAAGAAUGCAAAUAGAAAAAUACCAUAAAACGACCGGCGAAGAGAAUAAAGCUAAGAUAGACCUAGACCCUAAAAGUAUAUUUCAUAAAGCCAUAGAAAACUGUAAACCGGUACUAAUGUUAACACCGAUAAAAAGAGGUGGAGUACGAUACCAAGUGCCUGUACCUAUAAAAGAUAAAAAAGCUCAGUUUUUAUCGAUGAAUUGGUUAAUAGAUGCAGGAAUGGAUAAAGACAAGAAAGUUAGAUUUCACCUGCAAUUAGCCCGAGAACUAAUAGACGCCUCUAACAACACCGGUCGAGUGGUCAAAAAGAAGCACGACCUGCACAGACAAUGCGAGGCCAAUCGAGCAUACGCCCAUUACAGAUGGAGUUAA
This is a messenger RNA of Phyllotreta striolata, 696 nucleotides long. The record is from the annotation of a GenBank genome assembly. Lineage: Eukaryota; Metazoa; Arthropoda; Insecta; Coleoptera; Chrysomelidae.